CCGGUGUCCGGACCUCGGCCCAGAAUCACAGCCCGCCCAUCCUCGAGGGAGACCCGGGCUCCAUUGGCGCUAACCAGCGUACAAGACAUCAGAACGAGCGGCCACAGCUAACUCGGACUGCUUUACUUCAAGCCUUGCGGACAAUCGUCUGACAUAACAGGUGCAACUGUUUAAUGCUAUUCACUAAACCAACUUGUAUCUGACUUAAUACAUCUUUAAACCCUUGGAGCAUCGAUCCCUCUCACCAUGUCCUACCAGCCCACUCAGAACCAGCAUGAAGCGGCCUACCUGUCUCUGAUGAGAGGCCUGAGAGAGCUGGACCUCCGGGGCCCCGCUGUUCCCAGUGACCUGGUUCUGAUUGGAGACCAUGCCUUUCCUUUGGCAAUGAACAGCCGAGGCCAGGUCCUGAUGGCUGCCUCUCUGUACGGCAGUGGAAGGAUUGUGGUCCUGGGUCAUGAGGCCUACCUGACCGCCUUUCCUGCUCUGGUAGAGAACGCUCUGACCUGGCUGCGAGGAGAUGGAUCUGACAGCUUGUCUGUUGGCGUCCACAACAACGUCAGGGCAGUUGCUGAUAACCUCAGUAGAUCCAGCUUCAAAGCUGAAGUUGUGGGGGCCUUUAGUAAAAAUCUGGGGGUGGGAGUGUAUGUGACUGAUGCCUACAGCGUGGGUGCACAUGUGGAUCUGGUGGCGUUUAUGAAAGCUGGAGGAGGAGUGCUGAUAGCGGGGCAGGCGUGGAGCUGGGCUGGAGCUCAUCCCAAGGAGAACACGCUGCUUCUGUUUGAUGGAAACAAGGUUUCUGGUGUGGCAGGGAUCUACUUUUCUGACCGUCACAGUGAGGUAGAGUGCCUGCCUGUCUACCCACAGAUCCCUUCAUCCUGGAUGUCUGUAGUAACUGGUAAAGAUUUUGAGGAUGACCUAGAGUUCUUACUCCAGGGGGUUUCAGAGUUUGACCUCCAGGGUGGAGCAGUACUCUCUGAGGUUCUGGUCCAUGGCUCGCUAGCCUUUCCCAUCGGCACCACAGGUGAUAGACGGGCAUUCUUGGCAGGAGCCUACUACGGUCAGGGACGGGUUAUUGUGGUUACACAUGAAGGACUUCUAGGACGAGAGACACUGGCUCCAUUUUGGAUCAAUGCCCUUCAUUGGCUGGAUGAAGGCAGACAGGGGGUCGUGGGCGUCGUGCCAGAUCACGCACUCAAAGUUCUCAGCAAGUCAGGGUUAAAGUGUGAGAAGACAAAAUUCAGGAGUGACCUGAGUGUGUUUGUGUGCACCGCGUACAGUGAUGAUCAUGCAAAGGAAAUCCAAGACUUUGUGGCAGAGGGAGGAGGCCUGCUGAUUGGUGGACAUGCCUGGUACUGGGCACAGACUCACCCUGGGCAAAACCCAUUAACUGAUUUCGCUGGGAACAAGAUCCUGAACAAAAUGGGCUUGAGCCUGUUGGCAGCAACAAUUGGCGGAGGUAUAUACAAGGCCCCUGUGCCCAGCCAGGCUGUCAAAGACACCGACCACUUCCGCCACCUUCUGAACCGCUUUGCUGGUCAUGUUACCCAGGGCGGGGAACUUAGCAAGCAUGAGGAGGAAUGCCUUAAAAAACUGGGCCAGGACUGCGCCACUUACCUGAACAUGAAGGCUCAUGACUGCUCCUCCUACACACAGGUGGUGUCCACCCUCACUGACAUCCUAAUGAAGUCGGGCAUGCCACAGGUGUGUGACAGCUGCCCUGUGAAGAAGCCCAAAGACCACCUGCUCCUCAGUGUGGGAGCAGAGGUGUACAAGGUCUGCCCAGAUCCUGAUGCCCUCCUGCCCUACCUCAUCAAGCAUAACCCCUUAUUGCCAGUUGUCUACAACCACAAAAUCAAGAUUAGUGCAAACACAGCAGGAGGGGAAGAGUGGAUCAGUACAGGCCUCUACCUCUCUCCUGGUAUGAAGACCUACAUAUCCCUACCAGAUGAGAUUGUCAACAAGGGAUGGCAGAUACAGAUCGGCUGCCAAACAGACCGUCUCAACCAUGCAGAGUUGAAGAGAGCACCAUGUGUUCAUGAGCGAUUUCCUGUGACCUCAAACAUGAUGCAGGUGUGGAACCUGUGGGGGGGACUCAUCUACCUGUUGGCCCCGCCCAAAACACAAGUGGAGGGCCUAGAGGUCACAGUGCAGAUGGCUGUACCUGCACCAUAUUAUAAAUCUGGUUCAACAACAGCAGCUGAGUGGUCGCUGCUGCGCACAGCUCCUUCUCCCUGGGCCGAGUUGGAGUUUGACAACAUCAUCCUCACGGUGCCGUCAGAGGCUGUUCGGAACCUGGACCGCCCUGAUGAGUUGGCGGCACUUUGGAAUGACAUCAUGAAGGCCAUAGCUGACCUGGCUGUCAUACCACACAAAUUUCCGCGCAAAGAACGCUUUGUAACUGAUGUGCAGAUUUCCUGUGGUUGGAUGCAUUCAGGUUAUCCGGUCAUGGCACACAAGGCCUCAGCAUCCGAGUUGGUCAGCAUCAACCAUGCUAAAAGUAAUGGCCUGUGGGGCCCCAUCCAUGAGCUGGGACACAACCAGCAGAGAGGCUGCUGGGAGUUCCCAUCACACACUACAGAGUGCACAUGCAACCUGUGGUCAGUGUAUGUGCAUGAAGAAGUGCUGGGGAUCAACAGGGCACAGGCUCAUCCAGCCAUGACUUUAGCUGGUCGAAAUGCUCGAGCGGCAGAGUACGUCAAGGGGGGCAGGAAACUCAGCGACUGGCACAUGUGGGUGGCCCUGGAGACGUAUAUGCAGCUCCAGGAGAAGUUUGGCUGGGAUGCCUUUAAGAAGGUGUUUGCUGCCUACCACAAGAUGAGCGACUUUCCCCAUGACAACAAAGGAAAGAUGAACCUGUACGCUGAGACUUUCUCCCAGAUUGUGAAGAUGAACCUGGCAGGAUUCUUUAAGGCCUGGGGUUGGCCCGUCGAAACUGCCACUGAGGAGAAACUCUCCAGCCUGCCGCCCUGGAGUGACCACCCCAUGACCCAGUUUGACUGAACUGCACACCGCUGCUGCUUACAAGUGUAGAGAGAGAUGUGGUUCAAUAGUAGCAUAUUUUUAAUAUUGAUUAUUCAGUGGGAAAUUCAAUUAACUGACUUUUGUUUCUAUUUCUGGUCUGUGUAUUAUUGUAUCAUUAACUGCCACAUUUGAAAAAGGAGAGGAGAGUUAGAUCUUUAAUCAGAUCCAUACAACUUUUAAAUCAGCUACAUUUAAUUGUAGAUAUUUUGGAGAUGAGUUCGACAACAGUUUGAUUUGAAAAUGAGGGAUUUAUAACUCUGCUUCAGUUUAACUCUCACAUGUAGCCGCCUCAUAUCUGCUUCUGGACCUUCUGCUUCACUUCACCUGUCUCAGUUACUAGCAUUUAACAAUAACACUAUAACCUGAGCUGUAUUAAGAGGUUACUUAAUUUUGUCAUGUAUAUGUUUAUAUAUGUACCAUUCCUGCAUUAAAAUGUCUCAAAUCUA
Acanthopagrus latus (yellowfin seabream) is the source of this 3467-nucleotide messenger RNA. Its product is annotated as TRPM8 channel-associated factor homolog. The transcript has 12 exons. Bases 247 to 3000 code for a protein of 917 amino acids. The record is from RefSeq and is a predicted model, not a curated record. Lineage: Eukaryota; Metazoa; Chordata; Actinopteri; Spariformes; Sparidae.